GUGUCUAGCAUUAACAGUUAUGUGUAGCCAUAGUUCAUGCAGUUGUUUCUGGAUUAUUUUACGCUCCAAAUAGCAAAUGUAUUAACCUGUUACUCAAACAAGCAUUAAUGUAUCUUGUUUAAAUUGGGUGGUCUAAAGAAUGUUCAAGCAAAAGUACCACUGAUUUGAUCAGGUUUGAUAGGUGAUCAUCUGAUGCAUUUGUUUUACGUGUUUUUAUAUUGUAUUAUUUAUUUGUUUUAUUUUUAAUGCUAUUUUAUUAUUUCAUAUUUCAUAAUGCUAUUUUUUUACUAUUUCAUGUGAUGUAUAGGACAUUGGUCAAAGUGAGUUGUUUUAAAUGUGCUUACAUGAAUAAAUCUUACUUACUUACUAACUGUUUAAUCUCAAAAGUUAUUUAAACCAAACGUAACCUAGACAACAAAGCUAAGUUUAGAUUUUUCUCUAGAACUGAAAUCCUGCCUGGUAUGUUUUCAAAAUCUAAAUCAGUGAUUAUUGAUGUAGGAUUGGAAAUAAGCCAUUAAGACAGUUUAUUAGUGUGAGGGAAAUGCUUAAACUUUUCAAUAACCAACAGUUCUCUGCUUGGUUCGAUAUGCUUUGGCUUCUCUAUUGCAGGAAGCCCUACUGUGCUUGAGGCACUCUAAUGUUCUCAAUACACAAUACGUACAUAAUGCACACACCCACGCCAGCAAAAAAAAAAUUUUGCAAUCAGAAAAGUACGGUUGGAGUUGAAUUGAGUCUGGAUAAUUAGACAAGAAAAAUUGAGAUAUUCCUACGGUGAUCAAGCUUUGGAAAUGUAGCUCACGGAUGUGGAAGAUUGACAGACUGCUCCAAGCCGAGCCUCACUAAAGGCUCAUCUGCCAUGAAUAUGCCCCAGUCAUUUGGCACAGCGAUGGGCUUUUCUCUGUCGGAAACACUCCCGGCUGCCAGCUUGCCCAACCUGGCACAGAAUGGUUCGGAUCAGAGUCCAUUUCUGAAGGCCGAGAACAGCAUCAUCUACUUGGCUCCCACUGCUGACACCAAUAAGUGCUGGCCAAUCCGACCUACAUUACGCAAUGAAUUGGAUACCUUCUCUGUGCACUUCUAUAUCUUCUUUGGGCCCAACAUUUCUAUUCCUCCAGACCGGGCAGCAGUGUUCGCCAUUAAUCUGAUGCCAGUUCUGGACAGCGGAGGGGUUCUUAACAUGGAGCUCAAACUCAAUGUGUCCUCAGUGAAAGGGGAGAAUAUUACUGUGUUUGGAUGUCUGCAUCAUGGAAUGCCGCUGGCCCUUCGAGACAACUCCUCCAUCAAGUGCGAGUCUGAGUCCGUUUCUGGAUUCCUUUUGUCCGUGAACACCACUACAAACAUUACAAAGCUGCGGAUCCCAUACCCCCAGACCGGCACCUGGUAUCUCAGCCUCAGAUCUCUACGUUCCACAGAGCACGGGUUUGAGGCAUGCACUAAUAUAACUGCAGAAGUGUAUCUUCGGUCCUAUCUGACCCCAUGUAUCAAUGACUGUGGCACUUAUGGCCAGUGCAAACUCCUCCGCACCAAUAACUACUUGUACGCUGCAUGCGAGUGCAAAGCAGGUUGGGAUGGCUGGGGCUGUACAGACAAUACAGAUGCUUAUUCAUAUGGAUUUCAGCUACUGUCUACCCUGCUGCUCUGUCUGAGUAACCUGAUGUUUGUGCCACCGGUAGCCAUUGCCAUUCGCAGCCAUUACUUGCUUGAGGCCUCUGUCUACAUCUUCACAAUGUUCUUCUCUACUUUCUACCAUGCUUGUGAUCAGCCCGGCAUUGUAGUGUUCUGCAUUAUGGAGUACGAUGUCCUCCAGUUCUGUGAUUUUCUCGGCUCCCUCAUGUCCGUCUGGGUUACGGUCAUUGCCAUGGCCAGACUUAAAUCCAUCAUCAAGCAGGUGCUGUAUCUGCUAGGGGCAAUGUCUCUGUCCAUGGCUCUUCAGCUGGACCGCCAUGGUCUGUGGAACCUUCUAGGCCCCAGCCUUUUCGCCUUGGGUAUAAUGGCCAUUGCCUGGGUAAGAAACGUCUAAUAUAUCUCUUGUCUGUAGAGCUACCUAAAAGCCUUCUCAAGAAAUGUUUUAAUAGAAAGUUAUAGCACGGAAGUUGUCUAGUAGUGCCAGAGAACAUAGAAACAAACUGGAGUUGCAGGGUCAGGACUUUGCAGGGGGUGUGAUGUAUAGGUUUAUAAAUUUAGAAAGAUUUGGCAAAGUUAUCCUCUGGCUAAAACUAGACUCGGAAGUUGUUUUUUAUGCAACUGCUGAAUCAUGAAACACAAAGUUUGGAAAUGAAAUUAAAGAACAACUAUGUCCACCAAAAGUUUUUUUUUUUUAGAGUUUCUUUUCAGCUUUCGAGUAAUUGCUUUGUGGUGGAAGAAGCUGCAAUGCACCACACUCCAAAAAUAGCUCAUGAAUCUCUUGGUCUGAAAAUCUGUGGUUGCUGGUAAAGUGCUCAUGUUAAUUGCUAGGACUGGCCUUUCCUCAUCUUGGCUGAUUGCAAGCGUAGCACCUCGUUAUUUGCAAUUUGAUAGGUGAUUUCAAUUUAUUUGGUUCAACAUGUGGCCCUUCGCUUUUCACCAGCUCUAAACAUUGCGGGACCCAUUUAUCUUAGGUAGCGGUCAUUAGCAUGUCGGCUAAGAUAAAACACAGGGCACUGACAUUACUUUAUACAGGCGGUAUUAGUCAUGCCUUUAUAGUUCCAUUACCAGCCAGCUUGUUCUUUCUCCAUCACAAUAAUGUGUUUCCUGAAGUGAGCAGAUAAAAAAUAAUGGGUGUUGGGAGAGGAGAGGACUUAGCCGUAGCCCCCUGACACAAGAAUUUGAUGUGAUCAGUGGCUUGAGAGAAGCCUCCCUCGAGCCUAACAGUGGUACAUGUAAGACAAAAUGGAGAAUUGAAGCAAGAUAAAGUGUUCGAGGAGUGAGCUGUGUCUUCAUGAGGUGAUUCGGCAGUGACGAGUAUGAAUCACUCACUACAUGUGGUGACUGAGAACACGAAUCGAUUUCGAGGGAAAGUAUGAAGGAACCAGUCGUGAUCUACUGCACAGGGAAGAAACACACAAUCUACAGAAGGCAAAAGUUAGACGUUUUUAGUCUGUGAUUAUUUCUUCUUAGUAGUUUAUAUGGAAAUAAGGCUUUGAAUAACAUGUGGGCCCUAUUGUACUCAGCAUGCACCAGACAUUUCAUUACAUAAAAAUGGAUGAGCUUAUUAAAAAAAAGAAGGAGGAGGUUUUUAAGCAGUGCCACAGAUAAAAAAAUUUUUUGUCAAGACACAAAAUAUUGUCAUAGCACCUGAUCAUACUUCAAUGAUUGCACAGCUUUACUGUAUAAUUCAUUUUGAUUCUGUAUGUUAGAUUAUUAUAGCUGUAUCACAUUAGUUACCAGGGCAGUUUGAUCAUUUGAUAUGAAAACUGAUACAAUACAGAUUUAAAGAAGAUAAGAGCAUACUUCUUCUUCUCUUUCAAAUGAAUACGAACACAUUGUUCAGAAUAAACAGAUAAUAUAUUCUAAAUGAAUACAAAUACAGAUAUGAAUACAAAUUUUUUUUAGAAUGCUUGCCAGGAAGGUUCACAGGGCAUCUGGUUAUGCAUCUGGACUGAGAUUCCGCCAAACCCAACAAAAAAGUUGCUAGAGUGGGAGGUUUUUACUUUCAUAUGGGUGCGAGUGAGCACAAUGUAUUUAAAGUCUCCUUAGUAAUUGACUGGUCAAGGUCACUGUGGUCUGAAUUACUUUGUUUAUAUUUUGGGAAAUAGAAUGAACUAAAGUUGGGAUUAAAACAACGCACAAUUCCAUCACUAGUUAUGAACUGGAGAAAAAUUGUGAAAUUAUUUCCAGUUUAGAGUAGGUUACAGCCACUUUGGGUUUAAAUCCUAAUACAGAUAGUGGCAUUGUGCCUAUAUAUUAUGCCUGUA
This is a messenger RNA of Ictalurus furcatus (blue catfish), 3893 nucleotides long. It is a transcript of the gene tmem8b, whose product is annotated as transmembrane protein 8B. The coding region runs from base 857 to 2020 and encodes 387 amino acids. Lineage: Eukaryota; Metazoa; Chordata; Actinopteri; Siluriformes; Ictaluridae. Gene Ontology annotation, cellular component: plasma membrane. The record is from RefSeq and is a predicted model, not a curated record. The transcript has 8 exons.